Messenger RNA from Elaeis guineensis (African oil palm), 1686 nucleotides. RefSeq lists its product as uncharacterized. NCBI's taxonomy places the organism in Eukaryota, Viridiplantae, Streptophyta, Magnoliopsida, Arecales, Arecaceae. The record is from RefSeq and is a predicted model, not a curated record. Gene Ontology annotation, molecular function: protein binding.
CUCUCUCCUCUCUCUGGAAUCAAAGAAAUAAAAAUGAGAAGAGCGUUGGCGCCUCCCCUCUUCCUCCGAUCCCCCUUCUCCAAACCAUUCCCUUUUUACCUCUCCACUGCUUCCUGUCCUCCCCCUCAGAACCCUUCGGCUUCCCUCACCGAGAAGGAGCUCGCCGAGGUCCACCGGCUCGUACCCCGCCUCUGCGACGCCGGCCGCCACGCCGACGCCGUCCGCCUCCUCGACGCCUGCCUCCUCGCAAGCCCUCCCCUCGCCGCCCUCCCCAUCCCCGCCCUCGUCGACCGCCUCGCCUCCCACCCCGACCUCACCCCCACCAUGGCCCUCCUCACCGCCCUCAAGCAUCACCCCCGACGCCCCUCCCCCCUCCCCUUCUGCUCCCCUCUCCUCUCCGUCUUCUUCGAGAAGCGCCGCCCGAAGGAAGCCGCCAAGGUCUUUUCUUGGCUCUGCCGGCCCGACUCCCCCUGCCGGCCGGAUCCCGAGGUCUACCGGAUUACGAUCAGAGGGUUUUGUCGGCUCGGGAGGAUGGCGGAGGCUCUGCGGGCGGUGAAGGAGAUGGUGGGGGAUGGGGUCUCUCCGGGGGCCGAUUUGAGGGAGGCGGUGUAUCGGGGAAUGCUGCGGGAGGCCCGGAUCGACGAGGCCCGGAAGCUGGAUGCUGCUUUGAAGUGCAUUGAGGAGGAGGGAAAUGGGUUUGGUGGCGCCGUGGAGGUGCUCGAUCGGUUGCUUAGGGAGUGGGAAGAAUGAUGCAACGUACGCCCCUGAUCUUUUUUCUUGCAUAUCACUACUGCUCGUGAUGCAACGUACGAUACAAUGGAAAUUGAGACCUUCUUGGAGGCACUCGCUGAAACUAGGGAACAACUGAACCAGCUGCUCUCCUUGCUUACCUUGGUUUCAUUUGACAGAGUGGAAGGCAGGGUGGCGUGGAAAGUGGCUAAGAGUAGCCGCGCUUCACUUGCUCCUCCAUGUAUAGUUUUCUUAACACUAGAGGAAUCAAAUGCAGGUUGCCAAUCUUUUGUGGGGACUCUGCAUCUCGCUGAAAGUCAAGUGAUACCUGGGAUAUAUAGUCUCGGAAGUUGAACAAAAAUGUUGAUCACUUGUUCUAAGAGUGCAGAUUCUUUGGCACCAUUUGGAAGACAGCCUGUUCUAUGAUGGGAGUUCUAAAUUUACAUGCAUGUUUUGAGGGAUUGUGUUUGGAUUGGACAAAAAGGGACUUCAUGAAGAGCACAGGACCUGUGAUCCUUAUGCUAAUAGGAGUGUUAACGUGGUCCCGUUGGAAGCAGAGGGAUGUAAGAAUAUUUCUCAACAAACGAGCCUCCAUCUCUUCCGGAAGAAAUUCAGCUCUUCAAUCAAUGUUCUAUCCUCUGUCAUGCAAAUAUGAUGGUUGAGCAUGGAAAAAUUUGGUGACAUAUGAAGGCGUUCCUGGAAGCUCUGAAUGGAAUAUGACCGCAUCAAAAAGAGCACCCAUCAUGGUUCUGCAACCCAAGGUCUUACGUCCUUUUGAGAAGUGUCAAACAAGUUCUGAAGCUCACCUCUGUCCUCUGUUUUUUGAUUGUUACUGCAUGAUCCUGUGGAUGAAACCCAUCUCUAUAUUUUAUUCCCGUUUUCCCUAUUGUCCGGGCGGUGAGAUCCCUCCUUAAUCUCUCCCCAUGCCAACUCUUGUAAAUAUCUUACUCCUGAAUA